Prunus persica (peach) is the source of this 2973-nucleotide messenger RNA. Its product is annotated as glucan endo-1,3-beta-glucosidase 3. Gene Ontology annotation, cellular component: plasma membrane. The transcript has 5 exons. Gene Ontology annotation, molecular function: hydrolase activity, hydrolyzing O-glycosyl compounds. Gene Ontology annotation, biological process: carbohydrate metabolic process. NCBI's taxonomy places the organism in Eukaryota, Viridiplantae, Streptophyta, Magnoliopsida, Rosales, Rosaceae. The record is from RefSeq and is a predicted model, not a curated record. Bases 1132 to 2592 code for a protein of 486 amino acids.
CCUUUGUCUCACCAGUUCACACUACACCCUUCACACAAACCUCAAAAGGAGCACCCUUUUCCCUUUUUCUCUCUAUUCUCCCUCCCUACUUGUUUCCUUUUAUUCUUGCCCUUUUCGUUUCGUUGGGUUUUGUUUAGUCUUUCUCUCUGAGGGUUUUCUUUUGAGAUUGCUCUUGUGGGUUUCUUCGUUUCUAUGGUUUUGGAGGAAGUCUGAGUGUUGGCUGUGAGGAAGGAAUCUAUGGCUGCUCUGCUACUGUUUUUCCUUUUGGCCGUCUCAGCAGUUUCCGCUGAUGAAGAUUUUGAGCAAACAAAUCCUUUAAUUUGGUCUUUAAAAUUUCAAUAUUGCUGCACCAAGACAUGUUCUUCCUGAAAAAUGCGGACUUGGAAAAGGGGGUGUGAGAGAGAGAGAGUGCAUUUAGCUGAUUGGUUAAAUUUCCUUCUCUGGCCAAAGCAGGGGUAGUCUCUGCGAGAAAUCUUCCCCCUGUUGAAAGUUUCCGAUCUGUCGUCAGCUUUUCAAUCAAAACUAUUGCGUCCCAGCUGGUCCAGCUCAUUUGGCGGUCCUUUAAACCUAAACUACAUUUGCAGAUAAAUGUACAAAAAAUUGUGGGACCAAAAUACCCUUAUUGGAGAAUCCAAAAGAUAGUGUUAAAUGAACACUUGGGUUCUGGAAAUCUACUAUUUCAUUGGGCAUUGUUGUCAUAUUAGUCAAGAAGAUAACAUGCCCCAUGGUCCAAUAUAUUUUAUGCAUUAGCCCAUCACCUCUCUCAGCUGUUCUGUUUAUGGAGCUUUUUCUGCCGAGCAUUCUCAAAUGUAUCUUUUUAAGCGUGAAGAGAAAAGGGAAAAAACUUCUAGAUUAUAUUGAUUUGAAGGCAUUCACUGUUCAUUGAUCUAUGUAAUUGCCUGAUGUUUCCCUUAUGUACCAGAUGCCAGUACCAUUAAUUAGCAUGGUUUCAAUUUUCCAAAUGUUUAUUCAUUUUUAUCUGUGAUUCUGUUGUUGAUAUAAGAUUUUAGGACUCUUUCUCUCCCCUCCCCUCCCUCUUAAAAAAAUUAAGAGAGAGAGAGAGAGAGCAACAAUCUGGAAAAUGACCUUGAAGCUUGUCAUUAGUGGAAAUGAGGUGUCACCUUUUUAUUGAUGGAGAGAUCCAACUUGUUAUAUGCCUUCAUCGGUGUAAACCUUGGUACAGACCUCUCUGACAUGCCAAGCCCAACUCAGGUGGUGGCACUUCUUAAAGCUCAAAAUAUUCGACAUAUCAGGCUCUAUGAUGCAGACAGAGCCAUGCUUCUCGCUCUUGCAAACACAGGCAUCCAAGUGACUGUUUCUGUUCCCAAUGAUCAGCUCCUUGGGAUUGGUCAGUCCAAUGCCACUGCUGCCAACUGGAUUGCCCGCAAUGUGAUAGCCCAUGUCCCUGCCACCAACAUCACUUCUAUAGCUGUUGGAUCUGAAGUCCUAAGUGCCCUCCCAAAUGCUGCUCCAGUCCUAGUUUCUGCCCUAAAAUUCAUUCACUCUGCACUUGUCGCGUCUAACCUUGACCGCCAAAUUAAAGUCUCUACUCCACACUCAUCAGCCAUUAUUCUUGACUCCUUUCCACCGUCCCAAGCCUUCUUCAACCGCUCAUGGGACCCUGUCAUGGUUCCCCUGCUCAAAUUUUUGCAGUCUACAGAUUCAUAUCUCAUGCUCAAUGUCUACCCAUAUUAUGAUUACAUGCAAUCAAACGGUGUAAUCCCCUUGGACUAUGCACUUUUCCGCCCUCUCCCUCCAAACAAGGAAGCUGUGGAUGCUAAUACACUACUGCAUUAUACUAAUGUCUUCGAUGCAAUUGUUGACGCAGCGUAUUUUGCAAUGUCCUAUCUAAACUUCACUAAACUCCCCAUUGUAGUGACCGAGUCAGGUUGGCCCUCCAAGGGUGACUCAUCAGAGCCAGAUGCCACACUUGAUAAUGCCAACACUUACAAUAGUAACUUAAUUAGGCAUGUGCUUAACAACACAGGGACUCCUAAGCAUCCUGGGAUUGCUGUUAGUACUUACAUUUAUGAACUCUACAAUGAGGAUUUGAGACCUGGAUCAGUCUCUGAAAAGAAUUGGGGACUUUUUAAUGCAAAUGGAGUGCCAGUUUAUACCUUGCACUUAACAGGUGCUGGAACUGUGUUGGCAAACGACACGACAAAUCAAACUUUUUGUGUUGCGAAGGAGGGUGCUGACCAAAAGAUGCUACAGGCAGCCUUGGACUGGGCUUGUGGACCGGGGAAAGUUGAUUGCUCACCUUUGCUGCAGGGGCAACCAUGUUAUGAGCCAGAUAAUGUGCUUACACACGCAACAUAUGCUGUCAAUGCCUAUUUUCAGCGGAUGGCUAAGUCUCCUGGGACUUGUGAUUUCAAAGGGGUGGCUACGGUUACUACCACAGACCCAAGUCAUGGCACUUGUAUAUUUCCAGGAAGUGGUGGAAGAAACAGCAGUUUCAUCAAUGGCACAUCACUGGCUCCAUCUUCAAAUUCCACAACUUCUGGGUGCCUUUCACUAUUUUUCUACAGUGGCGGUUCCUUCACAAGCUCUGUGAUCAUUGGUCUCUUAGUUUUGAGUGCAGUUUUCUUGUAGAACGACAUGAAUUUGUAUUUUCUGCAACUCUUUUGAUAGAACUGAAAUAUUUUUCAGAGAUUCAGCUUGGCACCUGUUGGGAAACUUGCAGCAGUACCCAAUUUUGUACCCUCCCAAGAGGAAUUAGGGGGUGGCAAGCUUGAUUGAACAUAUAUAGCCAGCAAAGUGGUUGAAAGUGAGUUGUCCAUUGGAAUUUGUAGAAACAAAUCAGAGGGGAUCAUUUAGGAUUAUUUUCUGUAACUACCUCAUUUGCGUGAUUUUCCAUCAAAGGUAAAAAUUCUUUAUGCUUGACUUCAAUUCGUCGGUGAUGAAUUGAAGAGAUGUAUUAUACCUGUGGACAAUUCAAGCGUAUCUUCAUGUAAAUCUGCCUGUUAAUCUUUC